Pelodiscus sinensis (Chinese soft-shelled turtle) is the source of this 1854-nucleotide messenger RNA. NCBI's taxonomy places the organism in Eukaryota, Metazoa, Chordata, Testudines, Trionychidae. The record is from RefSeq and is a predicted model, not a curated record.
AUGACAAAGGUCCCAUUGUGUCAGGCACUGUACAAACAGCAAAAAGAAGGCCGCCUCAAAGAGAAUCUGAGGAAACCCAGAGCCCCAGCAUUACUCAAGGGCUGCUCUGCGAGGGGUGGCUGCCCAGGCUCACUGUGCUCCCCUUCCCUUUCAGACCUGGAGUGGAAGAUCAUCUAUGUGGGCUCUGCAGAAAGUGAGGAGUAUGACCAGGUGCUGGACUCGGUGCUGGUGGGGCCUGUCCCAGCUGGGAGGCACAUGUUCAUCUUUGAGGCCGAAGCCCCCAACCCCGCCCUGAUUCCUGAAAGCGACGCCGUGGGGGUGACAGUGGUGCUUAUUACCUGCACUUACCUGGGCCAGGAGUUCAUCCGUGUGGGUUACUAUGUCAACAAUGAGUACACAGACCCUGAGCUGCGGGAGAACCCGCCCCUCAAGCCAGACUUCUCCCAGCUGCAAAGGAACAUUCUGGCCUCCAACCCCCGUGUCACUCGCUUCCACAUCAACUGGGAUGGCCCCAGCGACCAGGUGGAGGACAUCGAGAACAUGGACCCAGAGCCUGGGGGCCUGCUGGCUGCCAGCUGCACCUCGGCCAAGGGGGUGGGCACUGCCCUUGGCCUCUUGCCGGAGAACUCCAUGGACUGCAUGUGAUCCUGGACACGAGAGCCCACGGACACAGCCACUGUGGGGACGGGGACCUGAAUGGCUUCAGGGGGGCUGCAUCCAUGUACCACGUACCACAGCCACGGGGGAAACCUGGACAAGUUCUGAUGGGGUAACCAAAGGGUUAAUGCUGCUCCCUGACCAAUGGAGUGUCUGGUUGUGACCCUUCCCCUGAGCCUGCCAGGGCAUUAGGGCACAGUCUGUGGGUAGACGGGAGGUGGGGGGGGGUGGAAAUCUGCUUUGUGGCCAGGCUCCUCCCCCCGUGCCACUUACUAGCUGGAUCGCCCCCUUCUCUGGUUUGGCAGCAGCCCCCACUGGCUCCGUAAAAUCACCCUCCAAAAGCACUUCGUCCCACCCCCGCUGCGUCAGGCCACCAGCUCAGGCAGCCCCGACUCCCUUGGGUACAUGGGGCUGGGGUGGCUUGACAGAAACGUCAGCCAGGUCUGCUGGCUUGUCUGUGGGGACCACCCCUGCCACUGCACUCACCAGCUCUGCUCCAGUUUGGGCUGCUGCAGCUCUGACUUGCCCCUGCCUGGGAUGGUUAGCUGCAGCUGAGGCAGACUCCAUGUCAGUUCUCCCCUCCCCCUCUUCUCCGUCCUCCCCCCUGCUCUGUCUAGCUUCUCCUCCUCCCCCCCCGCUCUGUCUAGCUGGGCAGUCGUGUGCUCUCCCCUCCAGCCCACUGCUGCAGCUUUGCAGUGCUGCUACUGCCUUCCCAGCAUGGCUGGCAAAGCUACAUGGGGGGUCCCUCCUCCUGGCAGAAUCCCAAUAAUUCUAGGGUGGCUUCCACCAGCUGGAGGAUUGAAUCCCCUUCAAGGGUAUCAGGUGGAGUCUCUGUCUAGCCAUGGCACUGGACUUGCUGCCAUCGUUGUUCUAUCUGCUCCUCUGUGGAACAACUCGCUAAAAUCUUAGUCCCUUCCUGGGACAAAGGGGGACAAUGUACAGAGCGCCUGUGCUCAGAUGGCUUGACCGUGGGGUGGGGUGUGCCCGGCGCCACGUGACAGGUGUCUGAUCCACACUAGGGUGCGUUAGAAUCUGACCUCUCCCGCUGGAUCAACUUCCUUCAGCCUCAAGAAGAGCCUCUGAAAACACUCCCAUGGCAGCGCUGGUCUGGUAGCUUGUGCUAGAAAUGCGCUUCUGUUCCACUAGACUGACCCUUCGCUCUUAAGGUAACAUCUGCAGCCUGAUCAGGAAUGGACA